Molecule: messenger RNA, 1020 nt
Organism: Aplosporella prunicola CBS 121167
Lineage: Eukaryota; Fungi; Ascomycota; Dothideomycetes; Botryosphaeriales; Aplosporellaceae
Exons: 2
Coding region: 1-1020 (339 amino acids)
Biological process (GO): peptidyl-hypusine biosynthetic process
Molecular function (GO): deoxyhypusine monooxygenase activity
Source: RefSeq, a predicted model, not a curated record
AUGGCCCCCUCCGCGAUAGAUGAGUCCGCUGACGCGACUCUCGAUACCACUGUCCUCGCUCUUCGCAAGGUCUUAACCUCCGAGACCGAGCCUUUGGCGCGUCGUUUCCGCGCUCUCUUUUCCCUCAAACACUUGGCAUGCCAAAAACCAAGUACUCCUAAGGUCGAGCAGGCUAUUGCCGCCAUUGCUGCUGGCUUUAGCUCCUCAUCUGCUCUGCUCAAACACGAGCUUGCCUACUGCCUUGGUCAGUCGCGGAACGAUGUAGCCGUUCCUUACCUGCGCCAUGCGUUGGAGGACAAGCAAGAAGAUGCCAUGUGCAGGCACGAGGCUGCUGAGGCUUUGGGUGCACUCGGAGAUCAAGCGUCGCUCACCUUGCUGAAGGAGUUGAGAGAUUCGCAGGACGAGCUGGAAGUCGUCAGAGAGACUUGCGACAUUGCCGUUGCACGAAUUGAAUGGGAGCACUCCAAGGAGCGGGAGAUGGAGAAGCUGAAGCAGAGUGAUUUUGCAUCCAUUGACCCGGCUCCUCCGAUGUCGCAAGAGGCUCAACACCCUUCAAUCUCCGAUCUCGAAGCCACACUGCUCGAUACCAAGCUUCCACUUUUCAAGCGUUACCGCGCCAUGUUUGCGCUCCGUGACCUUGCUUCUCCUCCUGAUCUUCCGACUGCGGUUCCCGCCGUUCAUGCUCUUGCUCGAGGAAUGAGUGACCCCUCUGCUCUGUUCCGGCACGAAAUCGCCUUCGUUUUUGGCCAGUUGACGCACCCGGCCUCGAUACCUAGUCUGGUGGAAACCCUGAGCAACACCAAAGAGGCCAGUAUGGUCCGCCACGAAGCUGCUGAAGCGCUGGGUAGCUUGGGUGACGAAGAGGGUGUUGAGGAGAUUCUGAAGAAGUUCUUGAAUGACCCCGAACAGGUCGUGAAAGAUAGUGUUGUCGUUGCUUUGGACAUGGCCGAGUUCGAGAAGAGCGGCCAGAUCGAAUAUGCGAUUGUGCCUGGCUCCGAUGAAAAGGUCUUGCUUGCAUAG